Gamsiella multidivaricata is the source of this 399-nucleotide messenger RNA. Its product is annotated as protein FAM72. The record is from RefSeq and is a predicted model, not a curated record. The transcript has 2 exons. Bases 1 to 399 code for a protein of 132 amino acids. Gene Ontology annotation, cellular component: cytosol. Lineage: Eukaryota; Fungi; Mortierellomycota; Mortierellomycetes; Mortierellales; Mortierellaceae.
AUGGGGGAAAGCGCUGUCUCUGCUGCUGUGGGACACCAAUCACGACCGGCAUUUCUCAGUCAGCCGGUCUACCAACUCGCAUGUGCAGCCUGCAUUCGUCCACUGUGUUUGCGCGCUAUGAAGGCUGUCAUGCUCAGCGAUCACUCCAAGGAGCUGUACUCGACAGACAUGCCGCCAGCUGGCCUCCAGCUCGUAAAUGAGGAUCGUCAAGUUCGCCAUUGCGCCUGUCGGAUCAGAGACAGCGCAUGCCUCGGCUGCGGCCAGGUUGCAGGGUACCAUGUCACCCAGCCUUGCUCGAAUUGCCUCAAUGACCAGAACAAUGGUCAUUUUUGGAUGUUUUAUUCCUCCGCUGUCUAUCAUUAUAAGCGGAACCGCAUCGGUGAGCAGAGUAGGCAGUAG